Molecule: messenger RNA, 6928 nt
Organism: Chionomys nivalis (European snow vole)
Lineage: Eukaryota; Metazoa; Chordata; Mammalia; Rodentia; Cricetidae
Gene: Dipk1c
Product: divergent protein kinase domain 1C
Exons: 4
Coding region: 333-1565 (410 amino acids)
Source: RefSeq, a predicted model, not a curated record
GAUGAGCAGAGUGCAGCAGCCUAGAGGGUGAAUGGGUCCAGUGGGGUCCUGGGAAGGGGCAAAUGCUGCGGCUAAACAGGGGGCGGCAGUCUAGGAAAGAGGGAAGAAGUGAGGCCAUCCAGAGAAGCGAGAGGCUUAGUCUUGGGGAAGAAAAGUGGAGAAUAAAGUGGAAAGGUGGCCAGGGUGGGUAGGUCGUAGAAGCCGGGAGCGGAUCCCCACGCAGCACCGGGACUCCGAGGACGCUGUGCCCGGAGGCCAGUUUCCCCUCCCGCAGCCCCUCCCCCUCUCCGCCCCUAGAGCUGCGGAGCGGCGACUGGAGCGCCGGGCUGGCGAUGUCGCGGGCCGCGGGCGCGCGGGGCCGGGCUGCACGAUGCGGGCGCUGGCGGCGGGGCGCGCUCCUCGCCUUCGCCGCGUGGACCGCCGGCUGGGUGCUGGCGGCCGCGCUGCUGCUCCGCGCGCACCCGAGCGUCCUCUCGGAGCGCUGCACCGACGAGAAGAGCCGGCGCAUCCUGGCCGCGCUGUGCCAGGACUACCGGGGCGGCUGGCUCACCGGUGCGCUGUGCGAGGACCUGUGCGUGGCCGGGGAACUGCUGUACCAACGCUGCCUGUACUACGAGCGUGGCAAGAAAGUGCUGCAGGCUCAGUGGAGAGGCCGAACUGUGGUCCUUAAAUCCAAGAGGGAGUCUUUCUCCAGCUUCCCACCGCUCAACCUGCUGGGGGAAGAAGCGGGGCCAGGUGCUCCUGGCAUCCCCGACGCUGAGCUGCUCCUGAUGGUGGCUGGCGAAGUGAAGAACACACUAGGUUUGGAGCUGCCCAACAACAGCAUAGUUCCUCUGUGGCCCGCCAGGCAGGGCCCUCGCUGGCGGCAACAGCUAGCCAGUGCGUGGUCGCUGCUCCAGCAAGAGGAAUACGUGUACUUCAGCCUGCUGCCAGAUCUGAGCCGCCACAUCCUACCGGUCCUGGGUUCCUGUGGCCACUUUUACGCAGUGGAGUACUUGGCUGCCGGUAGCCCUCACCACAGGGCUCUCUUCCCGCUGGGUGAAGCUGGCCAGGCACAGGCUAUUAGCCACAUCGCUCUCAGCUUCCUGGAUAUGGUGCGCCAUUUCGACAGUGACUUCUCCCACCGCCUCCACCUCUGUGAUGUCAAGCCCGAAAACUUUGCCAUCAAGAGGGACUUCACGGUGGUAGCUAUCGAUGUGGACAUGGCAUUCUUUGAGCCUAAGAUGAGGGAAAUCCUCGAGCAGAACUGCACGGGAGACGAAGACUGUAACUUCUUUGACUGUUUCUCCAAGUGUGAUUUGAGAGUGAACAGGUGUGGCGCCCAGCGUGUGAACAGCAACCUGCAGGUCAUCUGUGACAAAAUAUUUCGACGCUGGUUCUCCUCAACUCACAGGAGCCCUGCCAUCUCCCCCCAGCUUCGGCUGCAGCUACAGCAGGCUGUUCAGGAGUGUGCUCACCAAGGGGGUCCCUCUGGGAACUCCAGGACUGCAUCCUCCGGCGUGUUCUGGAAGCUUCGGUGGCUCCUGCAGGCCACUCUGAGAGAGCUGCAGGAGGUGGAGAAGUAGCUGCUUUAUUGCCUUAGUCAUCAAGAGUGGACGAAGGAAGUGACCUUCAAGUGAUGGCUUCUGUUGUUGCAAUGCAAAUGCUGUCUGCGCCAUUGAUGGUUCUUCUAGAGAGUGCAACCGAUUUUCCCUUCUGCCACUGUGGUGUGGACCACCCUUGCUCCUGCCUAGCUUGGUUCGACUUUAUUUGGUGCUGACUUCUAUCCUGUCUGCUCCCUCAGAAGUGAGCCAAGGGAGGAGGAGUUUUGGAGUAUUUGACCUGUGCAGUUGCAGUGUGCAAUUUUCUGAUGAGCGCAACCAUACCUUGCCAUUGGAGACAAAAGGCAGCUGAUCCCUGCUGGCCAUUAGCAAGCUAAAGUGUGAGUGUGGGCAUACAGAUGAGUGUGUUUGCAAAUAAGUGUGUGUAUAUGUGCACCCAUGAGUAUGUGAACGUGUUUGUAUAAGUGAAUGUGCACUAUGUAUAUAUGAGUAUGUUAAUGUGUGCAAACACAUGUGGGUUUGUGUGUACAUGAGUGGAUGGCACACAUAGUGUCACAAAUAAUGUGUAUAAACAGUGCACACAUGCAUGCAAUGCACACUCAUGCACAUGCACACACACACACACACACACACCUUACCACUGUCUUCCCUUUCCUGACAUGUGAAGAUGAAGUCUGUGCCAAGCACAGAGGCUGAUGAAGCUGGAGGUGAUUUUCGUUUGAAAACUGUAUCUCAGGUGGGUGUGGUGGUGUGCAGCUGUGAUCUUCUUACUUAGGGAGACUGCAGAUUUGAGGCCAGAGUGAGCUUCAUGGUGAGUGUGAAGCCAGUUCUGUACAGUGAGUUCCGGACUAGCUGAGCUACAGAUUCAAACUGUGUCUUAACUGGUACUCCUGUCAGGGCUAAACUGCCGAUUGUAAGGCAUGAGGAUGUAAAGGUAUGGCUUUUGCUAGUCCAUACAAAAAAACACACAAACCAAACCCCAACAGAACCAAGUUUCCUCUGGAGAUUCUCUGCUGACGAGGAAGUGGCGUGAAGACGCCUUCAUUGUACCAAUGUGUCUGUCUCUUCGGUGGAUCUCACGUGCCUAGACUGCACCCAUUUCCCGUCGGGCUACCUUUGCUCUGUGAGAAUAAUCACCAGUGAUGGCUGUCUGAGUUGUCAAUGCUGUCAACAUCCGGAAUUAACUAAAACCCAAGUGGCUGGGUACACCUGUGAGAGAUUUUUCCUAAUUAAAUCAUUUGAAAUGCAGAAACCCACCUUUGUUCUAGAUCCUCUGAGGUGGGAAGAUGCACAGUUAAUCUGGCCCUUGCUUUCUGUAGGAUGUCCCAUUUUGUCCACCGCUGACUCUGGUCUCAGCUGCAGGUGUGCUGGAGUUUCCAUUGGCUAAAGAGAUCCCGGAGAGUAUGUGUGGCUACAGUUGCCGUUGGGUGAUGCAGAUCUACUCUCCCACCACCAGCACCCAGCACAUAUGGAGGGUAGACAAUGAGAGGUCACUGUCUGAGUCCCAGACACCCUCUUCCUGAGGAUGCCCAGUGUGCAUUGAGGUUAGACAGGUGGAGGUCACUGGGUCCCAGACACCCUCUUCCUGAGGAUGCCCAGUGUGCAUUGAGGUUAGACAGGUGGAGGUCACUGGGUCCCAGACACCCUCUUCCUGAGGAUGCCCAGUGUGCAUUGAGGGUAGACAAGUACGGAUAUCUUUUCCUCUCGGAAAACUUGCCCUUCUCAUCACAAUGAUUAAAAAUGUUGCUUUUCCUUGCCUCCUCACCAAGACCACAAAUUAUUAGCUGAUCUUGUUAUCUAUUAGGUAAGGUAAACUCAGGUCUCUAGUUUUUGUUGCAGGAUAUUUGACCACACCGUGAACCCCAAGACUGAAUUAAUUAAAUAAAAUCAACUUUGGGUCAAGAGGUAGAGCCAGCAACUAGCUGACAGGAUGUAGCCAUAGAGAGUUAGAGAGAGUCUGGAAAACAGACAGAGAAAUACACAGGAUGCAGUGAGGAGGGACUUUGAGUUUGGCACUCGUUUUUGGUUUGGGAUGGUGGAAGGGAACCUCUCUUUCUGAGAUGCCAGCUAAGAAGGAAAGUCAGCUGGUUGCUCCUCUGCCUCUCUGAGCUAGCAGGUUUUCACCCCAGCAUCUGUCUCCCAGGUCUUUAUUGGGAACAGUGUAAGACUGAGAUUUAGUUUAAACAUGUUUUCUUUCCUACAGCGCUGCUGGACCCAAACUCUCAUAUAACUGUGUCAUUUCUUGUGGUUACCAUACCACACAUAUACUUCACCCAUUUUUCAUGGAGUUGUCUGUCUGUCUGUCUGCCCCACCGCAUGUGUGGUUACUAUAUCAUGCAUUCACUUUGACCAUUUUUCAUGGAGUUGUCUGUCUGUCUGUCUGACCCCCCCCCAUGUGUGUAUGCUUAUGUGUGUCUGUGUUCUCAUGUCAAGGCCAGAAAAGUUGACAGUAGGUAUUGCUAUUGCAUUAGGUAUUGCUUCUUCGUUUUCCUCCUCCUCUUCUUACUCCUCUUCUUCAUCUCUUCUUUUUUUCUAGAGAGGUAAAAAUUUAUUGAUUUCUAUGACAUAUAGUUGACUUCUCAACGCAAAAGAUGAUUUGGUGUUUUCCAUCUCAAUUGUUUCUUCUCAUUGUUUUUGAGGCAGGGUCUCUUACUGAAUCUUGAACUCACUGAUUCAGCUGAACUGGCUGACCUGUGAGCUUCAGGGUUCCUUAUUCCUUUCCCACAUCCCCAGGGCCAGAGUUACAAGCAUGCAUGGCCAUGCCUGGUCUUUAUUAGUUGGUAGCAAUAGAACCCAUGUCCUUAGGCAUAUACAGCAAUAAGUUUAUCAGCUGAGCAAUCUCCCCAGUACUCCUGAGAUCGCCUUUACUAAAGACUAAAUAGUAUAGUUUGUAUUCUGCAGCUACUUUCUUGUGCUUCGCCUUUUGAAUAACUUCUGGCCACCUGCUGUCAGCGAGGAAGUGGACAUGGAUGAAGUGUCUACUCUCAGCUAAAACAAAAACAUAAACAAAACCCAGCUACUUUUUAUUUCCACUAUCUAGUGACUGUUGACCUUCAGGGAACAGCGCUGUCUGCCCAUUUCCCCAACCUAAGAUGACGAUGGUGUGUAGAGGAGAUCUUGUGUUGGCGUGUAGUCUCAGAGGUUCUGCCUCAUCCAGGCUUGGUGGUUCUGGAUGCCUGUUGGGAGUCAGCACAUUGAGCACAUCAUGGGGUGGGAGGGAGCACCUGUGUGAGGGUCAGGAUGCCAGAGGGGAGGGGAGGGAAAGGACAGAGCGAUGGAAGGAAAGGAGAGAGGAAAAGAAGGUUUCCAUAUAUCCUUCAAGGGUAUGUGCUCAGUGCCCUUUCCCCCCAACUGGUUCUACCCGUGGGCAUUUUCACCUCCUCUCAAUAGCACCAUCAGCUGAGAACUAAGCCUCUAACACAAGAGCUUUUGGGGAACAUUCCAGAUCUAAGACAUCAACCUUUGAUGACUUCUUUUUGAAAUGGUGUAAUAAAGGGCCCUCUGCCUCCUAGGCUGUGCCCUUGCCUUGCUUGUCUGGUUUUCAGUUUUUGGGUAAGCGAACACAUUCUAAACAAUUGUCCCACCCUUUGCACUUAAAGCCCACAUGGAAGACAUUUUAUAGCUGACACUGACCUGGGCCCAGCUCCUUGUACUGUUCAGGGGUUGUGUCUUUUACUCUAACAAAUUGCUGAAGCUAAGCUUCACUGAAAACACUACAGAAGAGCUGGCCAGAUGGCUCAGCUGGUAAAGGCACAUGCUACCAGUUUGCUCACCCGCUUUGCUCCCUGGGACCAGCGAAAACUUGUUCCUCAGGUGGAAACCCAUUCAAACGGCAAACCACUUUGAAACAAGGUGAAGGUGGGAUUGAAGUAUUUCACCUGAAAGCCUCUCAAUGUGAGUUUUGUUUUUUUGUUUUGUUUUGUUUUGUUUUGUUUGUUUGUUUGUUUUGUUGGUGGGUUUUAUAUCCAGAAAUAAAGCUACUCACCUUGACUUUUCAUGAAAAUUGUAGCUUCUUAUGGGGUUUGGAGAGAUGCCACCGCACUUAAGAGCACUUGCUGCUCUUGCAAAGGAGUCUGGCUAAGUCCUCAGCUCCCACAUGGCUGCUCAAAACCACCUAUAACUGCAGUUCUAGGGGACAUGAUACUCUCUUCUGGACUCCAUAGUCACUGAACAACACCCAGUGCACAUACAUACAUGAAGAAAACACUGCACAUAAAAUAAAAAUGAAUAAAAAUCUUUUAAAAAAUAGCCUAUACAUGCACUUUUAAUUUUAAUUGUGUGUGUGUGUGUGUGUGUGUGUGUGAUAGCCCACAUGUGGUGUAACUUACCAUAAUAGAGGAUAACUUGUAAGAGUGAGUUCUCUCCUUCCACCAUGGUUUCCAGGGAUCAUAGGCAAAUGGGCAGGCUUGGUUGUGUCAGGUCUAAGAAAACUCCAUUUCCCCAAAUUCCGUCAGUUGAACAACAGCCAGCAUCCUCUGCAAGUUGUGAAGUUGGUCCCCCUCUGCCCAAGAAGCCAUUUCCCUUAUCAUGGCAGAAGAGAUAAUUACAACAUUAAAGUGCAUGGUGGCCUCCAGGCUCCUUCAGCAUCACAAGUACCUGUUACACAUUUUGGAGUCAGUGCUGGCAUCCUAGCUCUUCUUGAGUUUUCUUGCUUCCCCCUACCCUAAGCUCCCCGCAGAUCAGGAGAUUUCCUUCCCACAACUUCACUUUCUCCUUAUAACCCUGCAAUUUCCUCUGUGUGCUUCCUCUUGACUUCCUCUGCUGUGGGACAGUGGUCUUGUACACUGUAAAGAUUUGUCACUUGAAUUGCUUUAAUAAAAUGCUGAUUGGCAAGUAGCCAGGCAGGAAGUAUAGGUGGGGUGACCAGAACAGAAGAAUUCUGGGAAGAGGAAAGGCUCAGUCUGCAGUCGUCACCCAGACACAGAGGUAGCAAGAUGAGAAUGUAUUGCUGACACAGACAAGAAUUAUCUGUUAAUGUAAGUUAUAAGAGUUAAUAAGAAGCCUGAGCUAAUAGACCAACCAGUUUAUAAUUAAUGCAGACCUCUGUGUGAUUCUUUGGGACUGAAUGGCUGUGGGACCAGACAGGACUGAAACCUCGGUCAACAUUCCUCUCUUGGUCCUCUCUUGGUCUUGGUCUCUCACCCCUUCCCCAUCUGCCUCUACUCUGCCUGUCUCCUGGCCAGGUCCAGUCUGCUGGAAAUGCUCAGUCUACUACUUUCUCUUUCUGCUCUGGACUCUUUCAGAUGUCCCUGCCUGAUCUCUCCCUCAUAUCUACAAUAAAACCCUUCCCCUUAGCUCUACCUUGGAACAGUCCUGUAGACAGUUUACAUGGGUAGCAAAUGCCUUUACCAGCUGAGCCACCUUUCUAGCUUUUUGGUAGCAUUUCU